GCAUGAAAGAAGUCGUAUUGGAGAGAAACCCUAUGAAAAUACUCAGUGUGGUAAAGCGUUUGCAUGUCACAGUUAUCCUAAAAGGAAUGAAAGAAUUCAUCCUGGAGUGAAACCCUAUGAAGUUAUUCAAUAUGGUGAAGCCUUUAUUCAUCACAGUAGUCUCCAAACGUGUAAAAUAAUAUAUACAGGAGAGAAAAGCUACAAAUGCAAUCAAUGUGGCAAAGCCUAUUUACGACCCAGUGUUUUACAAAGACAUAAAAGAACACAUACUGGAGAGAAACCGUAUGAAUGUAAUCAAUGUGGUAAAGCUUUUACACGACACUAUCAUCUCAAAAUGCAUAUGAUUGUACAUACUGGAGAGAAACCUUACAAAUGUGAUCAAUGUGGUAAAGCCUUUGCAUUCCGUUGUAACCUCCAAGUACAUAAAAGAACACAUACUGGAGAGAAACCCUAUGAAUGUAAUCAAUGUGGUAAAGCCUUUGCACAUCGUCCUCAUCUCCAAGAACAUAGAAGAAGAAUACAUACUGGAGAGAAACCUUACAAAUGUGAUCAAUGUGGUAAAUCCUUUGCAUAUGAAAGUUAUUUAAAAGUACAUAAAACAAUACAUACUGGAGAGAAACCUUACAAAUGUAAUGAAUGUGGUAAAGCCUUUGUACGACACAGGCGUCUCAAAGUGCAUAAAAUAACACAUACAGGAGAGAAACCUUACAAAUGUGAUCAAUGUGGUAAAGCCUUCGCAUAUCAAGGUAAUGUCCAAGUACAUAAAAGAAUACAUACUGGAGAGAAACCUUACAAAUGUGAUCAAUGUGGUAAAGCUUUUGGAUGUAACGCCAGUCUCCGUACACAUAAAGCAACACAUACUGGAGUGAAACCUUAUGAAUGUAAGCAAUGUAGUAAAUCCUUUGUCUCCCAUGGUCAACUUCAAAAACAUGAAAGAAUUCAUACUGGAGAGAAACCUUACAAGUGUGACCAAUGUGGUAAAGCCUUUGCAUCUCAAAGUCAUUUCCAAGAACAUAAAAAAACACAUACUGGAGAGAAACCUUACAAGUGUGAUCAAUGUAGUAAAGCCUUUGCAAAUAAAAAUAAUUUCCAAGUACAUAAAAAAAUACAUACUGGAGAGAAACCUUACAAAUGUAAUCAGUGUGGUAAAGCCUUUGCCUAUCAUAGAACUUUCCAAGUACAUAAAAGAACACAUAGUGGAGAGAAGCCCUAUGAGUGUAAUCAAUGUGGCAAAUCCUUUGCAUAUCAAAAUUAUUUCCAAGUACAUAAAAGAAUACAUACUGGAGAGAAACCCUAUGAAUGUAAGCANUGUAGUAAAUCCUUUNUUUCUCAUGCUNCACUUCGAAAACAUGAAAGAAUUCAUACUGGAGAGAAAACUUAAAAAUAUAGNCAAUGUGGUAAAGCCUAUUUANAAUUAAGUCAUCUCCAACUACAUAAAAGAACACAUACCAAAAGUAACCCUAUGAAUAUAAACAAUGUAAUCUUAAAAGGUGUGGUGGUUUAAAUGUUCUUGGCCCAUGGCAAGUGACAGUAUUAGGGAGUAUGGCCUUUCUGGAGUAGAUAUGGCAUUCGAGAAAGUCUGUCACUGUGGGCUUGGACUCUGAGAUCCUAUGCUGAAGCUCCACCCAGGGCAGAAGAGUCUUCUGGCUGCCUUCUGAUCAAGAUGUCGAAUUCUUGUCUCCUCCAGCACCAUGUCUGCUUAGACACUGGCAUUUUUUUCCCACCUUGAUAAUAACAGACUGAACCUUUGCAUCUAUACACUCCUCUCAAUUAAAUGUUCUUUAUAAGAGUUGCCUUGGUCAUAGUGUCUUUUCACAGCAAUAAAACCCAAAUUAAGACAAACAGCAUAAAAGAUACCACACUGGAGAGAAACUGACAAGCAGAUAGUUCUCUGCAUGUUUGAUAAGAGACAUAACAUGUUUAAAUAGUCUCUUCCAUCUCCUCUUCUCCCCUUCAAUUUUUCCUCAUCUAUAUUCUUCUACAUCUCCUUUUCCUUGCCAUUUCUUUUUUCUUCCCCAUGAGGACAGUGAUGUAUUAAGGUAGAAUCUCACAUGUAUUCCAGAGUAGUCUUGAAUUAAAAAUCCUCCUACCUCUACCUCUUGAAGGGUGAGAUUAUAUUUGUGUAUAUCAUGCCCAUGUUUUUCAAGCAGUAAUCCAUGGAUGAGG
Molecule: messenger RNA, 2166 nt
Organism: Mus pahari (shrew mouse)
Lineage: Eukaryota; Metazoa; Chordata; Mammalia; Rodentia; Muridae
Product: zinc finger protein 431-like
Exons: 1
Biological process (GO): regulation of transcription by RNA polymerase II
Molecular function (GO): RNA polymerase II cis-regulatory region sequence-specific DNA binding; DNA-binding transcription factor activity
Source: RefSeq, a predicted model, not a curated record